AUGAGGUGGACGACAUUAGGUACCGUCGCCGCUGCGCUCAGCUGCGCCGAUGCGCUGAGCUUCCCGCGAUCAAAGACCGGCAAGGGUUACCUCUCGGUGCACGUCGGCACCGUUGAGAAGCCCAAGAAGGAAAAGACGAGACGAGAUGGCGAUGCCUUCAUAGCCGUGUUGGACAAUAUGGGAUAUUUCUACGCGACCGAUCUUGAGAUCGGCACGCCACCGCAAAAGAUUACCGUCCUCCUCGACACGGGCUCCAACGAGCUCUGGGUUAACCCCGACUGCGACGAGGCCAGCAGCAUAAGGGAGUACAACAUGUGUCAUGAGAUGGGACAGUAUGAGCCCGACGACUCGACGACACCGCCCAUCGGUCCCUUUGGAAGGGAAACACUCAGAUACGGCGACGCUUCGGAUCCCUCGACUCACACGUCGGCCACGAUUCGAUACUACGCCGACACAUUCACCUUUGGCGACGCCAAACUCGAGAACCAGACAUUUGGUGUGUUGAUUGAGAGUGAUGGUAUUGCUCAGGGUAUUCUGGGUCUUGCACCGGAUACACGGGGUGGAUUCGACAACGACGACCCUUACCGACUGCUGCUCACUUCCAUGGCUGUCGAGGGCCUCAUCAACAGCCGUGUCUACUCCCUGGACCUGCGCCAUUCCGAGGCUGACGAGGGUGCCGUCAUCUACGGCGGCAUCGACCGCAACAAGUACAUCGGCAACCUGGAGAAGCGACCAAUUGUCCGCGGCGAGGGCGGCGAAUACCGUCUCGCUGUGGAGUUGAGUAGCAUUGGCAUGACCACCGAGGGUGAGGAGCACGAGUUCGACCUUGAUGAUGCGGACAAGAACGUCAUCCUUGACUCAGGAAGCACACUGUCCCGUCUGCACUUUGAGGCUGCGAAGCCAAUUCUUGAGAUGCUUGAUGUGCAGGACAACGGUGAGGGCUUCUACAUUACCGACUGCGACAACCGGGACCGCGACGCCACAGCCGACUUCGGCUUUGGCAACAAGAUUGUCCGUGUUCCCCUGAGCGAUCUCAUCAUCGAGAUGGGUUACGCACAGUGCUACGUCGGCAUCGUUGUCACUACCAACCAGCAGAUUCUUGGCGACUCUGUCCUCCGGGCUGGAUACUUUGUCUUUGACUGGGACAACAAGGAGGUGCACAUUGCGCAGGCCGCCAACUGUGGCGAUGAGGAUAUCGUGGUUGUUGGAUCUGGCAAGGAUGCUGUCCCCAAUGAGAAGGGCAAGUGCAAAGAGGGUGAUGCCUUUACCACUGGACAUGCAACCGUCACCAGAUCUCCCACAAGGACCGGCCUCGCUACAUCAGCCUACACCACCACCUACACCGUCACAUCAUGCCCCGAGUUCGAGCGCGAUUGCAGAACCGGCGUCGUAACAACACAGACAAUCGGACCCCAGCGAACCGUCACCGUCACGGCGGGAGCCAACUCAGACAACGACGGCGACGACGACUCAGCCGCCUGGCAACCUAUGCCCCUGGGCUGGGUAUUCGCAGUGCUUGGUGGUUUCGCCCUUGGCGCCAACCUGCUAUAG
Messenger RNA from Fusarium falciforme, 1551 nucleotides. Its product is annotated as Peptidase A1 domain-containing protein. Gene Ontology annotation, biological process: proteolysis. The transcript has 3 exons. Bases 1 to 1551 code for a protein of 516 amino acids. The record is from RefSeq and is a predicted model, not a curated record. Lineage: Eukaryota; Fungi; Ascomycota; Sordariomycetes; Hypocreales; Nectriaceae. Gene Ontology annotation, molecular function: aspartic-type endopeptidase activity.